Molecule: messenger RNA, 1662 nt
Organism: Scophthalmus maximus (turbot)
Lineage: Eukaryota; Metazoa; Chordata; Actinopteri; Pleuronectiformes; Scophthalmidae
Gene: cdca3
Product: cell division cycle associated 3
Exons: 6
Coding region: 169-1470 (433 amino acids)
Source: RefSeq, a predicted model, not a curated record
GCCGAUUGGCUCAUUCAAAAAUAACAUGCACGCAACGCGCCAUUUAAAUGUAUUCAAACUCGUGUCUUGUAGCCAGUUUGUCGCAACUGUGGCAUAAGUGAAGGGAGUUUAAGGAACACGGCUCGUCGACCGUCUUUGUCUCGUUCGAGUUAACCUUCAAGGAGCACCAUGGGAUCCAGCGAGAGCAAGAUGCAAGUGUCUGCACCAGUAAAACCUGAGCCAGCUCUCAAAAACGUCGCCGUCAGUCACCUGAGGGAUCCACGUUCUCCUUCGGCAGGCGUUGAUCGAACCCCUAUUCAGGUCAAUGGGCCUGUGACCAAACCUGCUGCGAGGAAAAGUGAGUGUCCACUGGCGUUCACUGAUCCCCGCUCACCUACUGUUGGCAUUAGCCGCACUCCUGUCAGAGAAGUCAUGAGAGCUAAAGUCGGGUCCUUCGCUCAGCGCCUGGGCAUGCUUUUCCACAAUGAGACCGAAGGCAAAGUUAUCGAAGCCCCUCAGAAACGCUUCAGCGACGUCGUGGAGGAGGAGGUGGUCUUCAAGGGUGAGGAGUUGGCCUCCACUGAGCCCCUCCUGUCUCCUCAGUCAUCCCACACCUUCGGCUCCCUGGCCGAGCAUGCAAACCUCCUCGACACUCCUGUGUCGCGCCCCCUGCAGCGGGUGGGUGACUUGAGCCCCUUUGUCGUUCUCGAGGAGCCGCAGGUGGAAGUGGAGAUCAGCCUGGAGGAGGCGGAAGAAGCACGAGAGUCUCCUCUGCACAAGAGGCUGAGCAUGAGCCUGAUCACUUACCACGAGGGAGAGACCUCAUCACAGAUCUUUGCUGAGGUGCACUGUGACGGCGCUUCUUCUCCAGUACCUAGUGUGGAGGCGGAGCCACUCGAGGAUGGCGUGGAUCACUCUUAUGCCCUGCCUUCUAUCACAGUUGAGCCCCACGUUGUGCCAUCACCGUCCACUGAUCUGGAUGAUCCCCCAGUUCAGACAACACCUGCACAGCCAGAAGAAGCAGAGAAACCGUCUACUCCUGAAGAAACUAAAGAGCCACCAACCAUCCCCCAGUCAGAGCAGCAGCAGCAGCAGCAGCAGCAGCAGCUCUGCGAUGGCAUCCGCUGCCCCACCUUUGACGCCAAAAGUCCCAGUCAGGUGGUGUUCAAGCCGCAGUGGUUGGGAAGAGGCUUUGGUGCCUCUGGGCUCCGAGCCAGAGGAGUGAAGGGGCAGGGUGGCAAAGGAGGCUCCUCCCCCCUCGCCGUCCGUGUGGCCGUGAAGAAUGCGACCAAUGAAAAUAGGGCACAGACUGGAAAACUAAAGCAGAAAGGUAUGGAAGGCCGCUCCCCACUGCAGAUUCUUAAGGAGACCAAUUCGCCCAGAGACCGACGUUCUCAGAUGAGGCUGAAGGUGUCCACCCCAGAAAAGCAGAGGCAUGGACAGAUAGACCGAAGACUGCUGACAGUGGCUCUGGACAAGGAGAACCGAUGAGGCACCACAGCAAUGUACAGAUUCCUGCUACUUUUAUUUCUCUUAAACUUGCUUUUAUGUGUACAGUUUUCUUAAGCUGAUUUUUUGUUGUGUGUGUGACGUGUUCAUCAUUUUGAGCUGCAGCGUUGUACAGGUUUCUACCCUGUUUUUGUCCUUUUUUUGUAAAUAUAAAUAAAAUUAUUUCCAUUCAUA